AUGGCGCUGAGCUUCGGGGUCUUGGAGGAAAUCCUGCAGGGCUCGGAGGUGGCUCCGCCCAUCUUGGAGCUGCGCGGGCUCAAGCCCUUGGACGGCCAGAGGUACACCGUGCACUUGGCCGAUGGGCGGUAUCUCAUGAGGGGGGUGGUGGUGGCUGCUGCGGCGCAGAGCAUGGUGCGGCACGGAGAUCCAGUUGGUUUGCGAGUGAGGCUCCAAAAGUUCAAGUUGGAGGUUGCCAAGAACAGGGAGCACUUGAAGUUCCUCCUCAUCUUGGAGGCGGAAGUUGUGCGUAGAGCAGACCCCGACGAGCAGCUCGAUGAUCACACUCUUCAGAAAUUGCCCUUGCCAAUGCCAGCUGCCCAAGUCGCUGGCAACGAUGUCCCUUUCACGCAGGCAGUGGGCGGUGGCGGCUGGCAGUUCGAGCGCUUGGCUCAGUCUAUGUCAGGCUGUAAAUGA
Messenger RNA from Effrenium voratum, 456 nucleotides. Lineage: Eukaryota; Dinophyceae; Suessiales; Symbiodiniaceae. The record is from the annotation of a GenBank genome assembly.